AAUUCAACUUUUGAGUGAGUCCUUUCUCCGUCUCUUCCUCUAAAUCCAAUUCUAAUGAUUUCCAUCUAAAUUCUUGAAUUCAAAAACAUAUUCAAUUUUUUUAAUAAAAAAUAAAAAAUAAAAAAUUCUCGAUUUUGAAGAUGCACCCUUAACAUUACAAUAUAAUUUUAAAUUAAAAUUUGUCUUGGUAUAAUAUUUGUUUUCAGACAAUAUGACUUUGUGGCAGAUAGUUGCAUCAACCGACACAGGGAUUGAUUUUCCCUCUCAAACCCAGAAUCUCACCUACUGCCAAACAGAAUCCUUCUUCCAAGCUUCUUCAACCGACACCACAAUCAUACCCAACUCCCUCAAAUUCCAAUUCCAGCUCUUCUCUUCCACCAAUCUCACCUGAUUCACAAAACCCAUCAAAACCCUAACCCUAAUUUUCAAUGAAAAGGACUCGCAUUCACAGUCUCAAUCUCUUCUGUUUCGAUCGAAAAUGGUUAAUCCCAUUCUUGUUCAUAUCAACCAUCUCUCUCUUUUUACUUCUCAUCACAAUCCCAACCCAAGACAAAUCAAAUUCCACCUCUCUUCCCCAAUCGAAAUCCUCAGUUUUAAUUACGAAUUCCGGCGCCGGAACUCACCGUUUGGGGCUGCCGGAGCUGCCGAGGUUCGCGUACUUGCUAUCCGGCACCGGAGGCGACGCGCCGACCCUGAAGCGGCUGCUUCAGGCGGUGUACCACCCGAGGAAUUCCUA
Camellia sinensis is the source of this 736-nucleotide messenger RNA. NCBI's taxonomy places the organism in Eukaryota, Viridiplantae, Streptophyta, Magnoliopsida, Ericales, Theaceae. The record is from RefSeq and is a predicted model, not a curated record.